GCAAUGGGAGCACGGAGUUAAUCUCGCUGGUCUGGCAGGCAAAGCACAGAUAAAUAGUGCUGUGGCCCCGGCGCGGGUGCAACCAGGGAAUAAAUUAUUGACCCCUCUAAUGGUCUUGGAAGUCUUGUAGUUCUUUAACUCUAUGGCUUGUGCUUGUUGCAUUAAAGACAGGUAACUGAGGCCUCUCCCUUCGUGUGCUUUGUUGCAGACAAGGAUGCAGAGCUUGCAGCCGGACCCCAAAGCCCAGUACAGGAGCGUGUACGAAGCUCUGAAGAAGAUUGUCCUUACAGAGGGUUUCUGGAGGCCUUUACGUGGGAUUAAUGUCACCAUGCUGGGGGCUGGCCCUGCCCAUGCAAUGUACUUUGCCUGCUAUGAAAAAAUGAAAAAGUCUCUAAGUGAUACUAUCCAGCAUGGAGGAAACAGCCACUUGGCCAAUGGUAUAGCUGGGAGCGUGGCCACGCUACUCCAUGACGCAGUGAUGAAUCCCGCUGAAGUGGUGAAGCAGCGGAUGCAGAUGUUCAACUCCCCCUACAAGUCCGUCCUGGCGUGCAUAAGGACAGUGCAGAAGACGGAGGGGUUUGGUGCCUUCUACCGCAGCUACACCACCCAGCUCACCAUGAACGUCCCCUUCCAGGCCAUUCACUUCAUCACCUAUGAAUUCAUGCAGGAGCAGAUCAACCCACACCGGGAGUAUAACCCUCGGUCCCACAUCGUCUCCGGUGCCAUCGCAGGGGCUGUGGCCGCUGCUGCCACCACUCCUCUGGAUGUCUGCAAGACCUUGCUCAACACCCAAGAGAACAUGGCCUUGACCUCUGUGAACAUCAGCGGACAUCUCUCGGGCAUGGUGAAUGCCUUCAAGACUGUCUAUCAGCUGGGGGGCAUUUCGGGGUAUUUCAGAGGGGUGCAGGCACGUGUCAUUUACCAGAUGCCUUCAACAGCCAUCGCCUGGUCCGUGUAUGAAUUCUUCAAGUACUUUCUCACAAAGCACAAGCUGGAAAAAAGAACAUCCUUGUGAAGGACUUAGCGAGAUUGAAUGCAAGCCUCCGUGUCCCCUCUGUGCGUGUGUGUGUGUGCCUGCAAGCCAGCAAGCUCUGGGUCUCUGCUAAGGAACAUGCCAGCUUUCUGGUGGAUUCACAGCUGAUGUCCACUUCUCCCUCCCCAGGGAAGGAGGGAUUAAAGUGGUCCUCAGUC
Molecule: messenger RNA, 1191 nt
Organism: Aptenodytes forsteri (emperor penguin)
Lineage: Eukaryota; Metazoa; Chordata; Aves; Sphenisciformes; Spheniscidae
Gene: SLC25A37
Product: solute carrier family 25 member 37
Exons: 3
Coding region: 215-1015 (266 amino acids)
Biological process (GO): iron import into the mitochondrion
Cellular component (GO): mitochondrial membrane
Molecular function (GO): ferrous iron transmembrane transporter activity
Source: RefSeq, a predicted model, not a curated record